CUCAGAGAUCUGCUGCUUCCAUCCAGGCUGCUGCGGCCAUGGCUUCCAAGUGCCUCAAGGCCAGCUUCUCCUCGGGAUCUCUCAAGAGCCCUGGUAAAACCGGAGGGGCCUCUGCUCGCAUGUCUGCCAUGUACUCCAGCAGCUCCGGCAGGCUGCCGAGUCUUUCUCGGGGAGCCCGGAGUUUCUCCGUGUGCUCCGCUGGCCUGGGUAGAAGCAAGUACAGGGUUUCCAGUUGCCUCCCUGCGCUCUGCCUCCCCCCAGGAGGCUUUGCCACCAGCUACAGCAUGGCUGGAGGUUGGUUCGGGGAGGGCAUCCUCACCGGCAACGAGAAGGAGACCAUGCAGUCCCUGAAUGACCGCCUGGCCACCUAUCUGGAGAAGGUGCGCCAGCUGGAGCAGGAGAAUGCCAGCCUGGAGAGCCGCAUUCGAGAGUGGUGUGAGCAACAGGUACCCUACAUGUGCCCCGAUUACCAGUCUUACUUCCGGACCAUGGAGGAGCUCCAGAAGAAGACUCUUUGCAGCAAGGCAGAGAAUGCCAGGCUGGUGGUACAGAUCGACAAUGCCAAGCUGGCUGCCGAUGACUUCAGGACCAAGUACGAGACAGAGGUGUCCCUGCGGCAGCUGGUGGAGGCUGACAUCAACGGCCUGCGCCGGAUCUUGGAUGAUCUGACCCUGUGCAAGGCUGACCUGGAGGCGCAGGUGGAGUCUCUGAAGGAAGAGCUGCUCUGCCUCAAGAAGAACCAUGAGGAGGAAGUGAACUCGCUGCGCUGCCAGCUUGGCGACCGGCUCAACGUGGAGGUGGAUGCCGCUCCUCCUGUUGAUCUGAACCGGGUUCUGGAUGAGAUGAGGUGCCAAUAUGAGACCUUGGUGGAGAAUAACCGCAGGGAUGCGGAAGACUGGUAUGACACCCAGACCGAGGAACUGAACCAGCAGGUCGUGUCCAGCUCAGAGCAGCUGCAGUCCUGCCAGACGGACAUCAUCGAGUUGAGACGCACUGUCAACUCCCUGGAGAUUGAGUUGCAGGCACAGCAGAGCAUGAGAGAUGCUCUGGAUGCCACCCUGGCUGAGACGGAAGCCCGCUACAGCUCCCAGCUGGCCCAGAUGCAGUGCAUGAUCACCAAUGUGGAAUCUCAGCUUGGUGACAUUCGGGCCGACCUGGAGCGCCAGAACCAGGAGUACCAGGUGCUGCUGGACGUCCGGGCCCGGCUGGAGUGUGAGAUCAACACGUACAGGGGCCUGCUGGAGAGCGAGGACUGCAAGCUGCCCUGCAACCCGUGUGCCCCUGACUACUCAUCUUCCAAGUCAUGCCUCCCCUGCCUUCCUGCUGUCUCCUGCAACACUGGCAUUGCUCGUACAACCUGCAGCCCCCGUCCUGUCUGUGUACCCUGCCCUGGGGGCCGGUUCUAAGAGAGCGACAGAUCCAAAGGGUCAAGCCCAUGGCCUCCAGGGCUCCGACAUGGCCUCUAGUCAACUCAACUCUUCCAACCCACACGUCUUCGUUCAUGCUGGGCCCAUGAGAGGGCUCUCUUGCAGAUAAAUGCCUCCAAGUUUCUUUGACCCGGUCACCUAAGGCUGGUUGUCCUUCAGGCCUUGACUCCUCAUCAUUUCAAUGGGCUCCAAGGUCUCUGUUCUGGGCCGGCCCCUUCCUUUCUGAGUGUGUUUUUGUAGGUUCUGAAAUUCAGUACAGUGUAUCUUGAGGGUGGGGCAAUAAAGCCGUUUGCUCUGGCUCCCAGU
Meriones unguiculatus (Mongolian gerbil) is the source of this 1733-nucleotide messenger RNA. It is a transcript of the gene Krt35, whose product is annotated as keratin 35. Gene Ontology annotation, molecular function: structural molecule activity. NCBI's taxonomy places the organism in Eukaryota, Metazoa, Chordata, Mammalia, Rodentia, Muridae. The coding region runs from base 39 to 1406 and encodes 455 amino acids. The record is from RefSeq and is a predicted model, not a curated record. The transcript has 7 exons.